Molecule: messenger RNA, 510 nt
Organism: Desarmillaria tabescens
Lineage: Eukaryota; Fungi; Basidiomycota; Agaricomycetes; Agaricales; Physalacriaceae
Exons: 4
Source: RefSeq, a predicted model, not a curated record
UUACGCUGUUCUAGCUGCAAAUACGCGUUUUACUGCUCUGAGAAAUGCCAAAAGGCGGAAUGGCGCAUUCACAAAAAGGGCUGCGCAAUGAACAAGAUGCUGCGCGAGAUGCAGGAAAAGGCGGAAGAAGAGGAAGCUAAGAAGCCACUGAAGCGACCACCCACCAACCGCUGCACCGGGUGCAAUCACAAAUUUGAAGACGGGAACGAUGAAGAUUGGGAUGAAGAAGACAGGGAUGAAUGCCCAGAUUGCGAGUAUAUUGCUUGUGAGAGCUGUAUCUCUGACACAUCCAUAGGAUCCUGCUACUGCCAAAAUUCCAACUUUGGGGUUCCAUACUGCGUGAUGUCCCCGAGAUGGUACCAUAUGAGUUCCGCCCCAAGAGGAAAGGUUUAUCGAGGUGAUAGGUAUCCACCGGCUGAAGAUGAGGAUCCGAAUGUGUACGAAGACAAGCCCAGAAAAUGUGGCAACUGUGGUGAAAUCGGCCUUUGUUUCAAGAAGGAAUUCCUCUAG